CAAACGUGGCGCUAAUGCGGUGCUUUAUCGGAAGCGCAUGGAUUAUUAUAUUUCGGAUAUAGUAAGCGAGCACCACUCUCAUUGAUUUCUGAAGAAGUCCCCCAUAUAUUCUUGGUGCUUUGUGUAGCUUGUAAGCCAGGUAGAUAGCGAGUUGAAUGUGGGCAAGGUUGUAGGUAAUCAGUUUAGAUUUCAAACUAGGGCUCAGUUUAGGUUUGUUUCUAAGGCAAAGCAAGCACCAUGUACACUCCUCAAGUUUCAUCAGUGUCCUGGGACUCAUUUUCUGCCAGAGCAUCCCCAAGAGCAUCUGGGAAAAAGUCCAAGUCUGCCAUCAAAACUCCAGGAUUACUUCGCUCAUCGUUCACUGCCAGCCCUGGCCUUCAUGCAUCCAGGAUAGUGGAAGAAACUCCAGAAUAUAUUUUAGAGUCAUUGGGACCACCUCUUCCAGUCUUGGUUACUGAAGUUCUUGCUUCAUCUGAUAGAGGGGGCGAGGUGAGCGCCCAGGUGUCGGAGCGCGGCUGGUGCUGGCUAGUAUGCGGCCGCCGGCUGCUGGUGUGGCGGCUCAGCGGCGCCGACGGGCCGCGGCGCGUGGCGUUCUGCCGCGAGCUCACGCUGCCGCCCAGCGACCUGGCGCACAGGGCCGAGCUGGUCCAGGUGCUGGGCGGCUCGGAGACCCACGUGCCGUGCUGCCUGGCCGUCUCGCCUGAGGGCACGCUCCGAUUCUGGCCCAGCGUCAUCUACGAGAGCUCCAGCAUCGAGAGCAGUGCCGACCUACAGGGCCAGGAGUGCGAGCGGCUGGUGUCGCUGGGCGAGGCCGGCUGCCUGCUGGCCACCACCACCUCCACGCUGGUGCUGGUAACGUGGGAAGGUGGACUGGCCUGCCGCCGCCUGGCGCCGCCGGCCGGCCUGCUCGGCGGCAUUGGACGCCGCGUCUCGUCGCUCAUCUGGGGCGCCAUGCAGGCGGCAGGCUCGGAGGAGCCGCUGGUGUCACUGUGUGCCGCGCCGCCUGAGGAGGGCGCCGACGCGCCGGCCGGUCGCACGGUGUUCGUGUUGACGGCGCGGCACCUGCAGCGUUGGUGGGUGGAUGCCGCCAGCGAUGCCGACCGCAUGGAUGCGCAGACCGACCUCGUCCGCUUGGCGCGCGACCGCCUCCUGCAGGCCGACUUGAGUCGUGAGACCAGCAGUGCCGACCAGCUGAAGGUGACGCUCCGUGACCUCUGUGUCACGCGCCACGGCGUCCUGGUGCUCAUCACGGCCCAAGACCCGCCGCCGUCCGGUGCCACGCUCCUCGCUCUGGGUGCGGUGGAUGACGUCAGCGCCGGCGGUGCGGCCCAUUGGUCGUGGUUCGAUGUCAUCCCUCACACGCCCAGCGGCGACGAGUGUGCCGCCGAGCUGAGGAUGCUGGCUGCCGGCGACAGGGUGUUCAUCCACGACCGCCGCCAAAUACUAUGCGUCAACAUGGCGCCGGCGUCGGAGCUGAAGGACGCCGUCCGGCUGUCGCCUCCCGGGGAGCGCAUCAUCGGCUGGGGCCUGGGCGCCGACGCGGCCCCGCUCGUGCUCACCAGCCACCCGGGCCUGCUCCGACUGACGGCUCGCACCGCACCCGGCGCCGACCACAGUCAGACGAUGAAUCUGUCGCUGCUGGGUCUGGAUCAGACGGCGCCGCUGUCCCAGUCCUUCAACGUGUCCUUGACCCAGGUCGACCUGGAAGAGCUGCUGACAUCCAGCUCGGAUGUCAAAGCCAAACUGCGUGCUGCCUGCAUUCUCUUCUGCAAAAACGAUUUGUGUCUGCUCGUACCGCUGGCAGGGCCCAGCAAGCCGCAGCACAUGCUGGCACACUCAUCUCUGUACAUCAGUAUGCGCAUCGACAUUCACCAGGUCUAG
This is a messenger RNA of Pollicipes pollicipes, 1881 nucleotides long. RefSeq names its product nuclear pore complex protein Nup133. The record is from RefSeq and is a predicted model, not a curated record. Gene Ontology annotation, cellular component: nuclear pore outer ring. The coding region runs from base 238 to 1881 and encodes 547 amino acids. The transcript has 11 exons. NCBI's taxonomy places the organism in Eukaryota, Metazoa, Arthropoda, Thecostraca, Pollicipedomorpha, Pollicipedidae. Gene Ontology annotation, molecular function: structural constituent of nuclear pore; protein binding. Gene Ontology annotation, biological process: protein import into nucleus; poly(A)+ mRNA export from nucleus; transcription-dependent tethering of RNA polymerase II gene DNA at nuclear periphery.